Brenthis ino (lesser marbled fritillary) is the source of this 219-nucleotide messenger RNA. Lineage: Eukaryota; Metazoa; Arthropoda; Insecta; Lepidoptera; Nymphalidae. The record is from the annotation of a GenBank genome assembly.
AUGCGGGCUUCGGAAGGAUACAGAGCACGUAACUACAACGCGGCGCUGCACACUACAGCCCAACAUGCGAACAGUAACAGUAAUAUAUGGGAAGGAAAAUCAACGGAGAGUGGACAAUGGGUCGGAGGUUGCGGUGUCGACCAGGCGCUGGGUGCGGACCGCCGCUUGCCGCGCCUCGACCCGGCGUCCUUCUCUGUCACUAGUGCGGUUAAUCGACAU